Bombus impatiens (common eastern bumble bee) is the source of this 5996-nucleotide messenger RNA. It is a transcript of the gene pnut, whose product is annotated as septin-7. Lineage: Eukaryota; Metazoa; Arthropoda; Insecta; Hymenoptera; Apidae. Gene Ontology annotation, molecular function: GTP binding; GTPase activity; molecular adaptor activity. The transcript has 12 exons. The coding region runs from base 655 to 2679 and encodes 674 amino acids. Gene Ontology annotation, biological process: cilium assembly; cytoskeleton-dependent cytokinesis. Gene Ontology annotation, cellular component: septin complex; septin ring; microtubule cytoskeleton. The record is from RefSeq and is a predicted model, not a curated record.
GGUCGUUCGUUAGCGUUAGGGAUCGCAGUACAUCCGAGUCUGGCGAGUCGUAUGAGUCGGUCUUCGUGUUGUCGCUUCGUCAACCUUUGUUGGCAAGACUGUGUGCAUAUAUGCGCGCCCGCGCGCGUGUGUUAGUGUCCGUGCUUGGCAGAGAGAGGUCGUUUAACUUUUUCUUCCCCAUCGUUGUUUUUCUUUUACUUGCCAAUCCGGUGGAACGAAGAAUAACGUUGUUCGAAUCUUCUCUUUUCUCAUAAAACAAGAAAAAAUACGGAGAAACUAUAAUCGAUAAUGAAACAAUGCAUAGAAAAGUGAGAGUGAACGUGGCCACGUUCGGCCGGUUUGCCGACAGCGUGAAUCACCAGCAGCAACACCGGCGUUCAUGAGCCCACGCAAUUCUAACCGAUGCACGAGAUUUCUCUCUUUCUCCUCCCUCUUUCACUCUUUUUCUUACUACCCUCUCUCGCUCUUUACUCCUAGUACUACACUGUGCUACACUAAUACCGUACUACAUUGUGGCACUCCAGUGCCGUUUCAUAUUUGCGUACGCAAAUUUUCCCGUUCCAGUGUGACAGAUACAAUAUACACAAAGUCAUAAUAUAGGGAGAAGGAGAGAAAGAAUCGUGUGGAAUAGAAAUCACGUGAAAUCGUGAAGAAAUGUCGACCGAAAAUCAAAACGGCUCCGCCGGUACACAAAGCAACGGGAUAAAAACGACGAUCGGUUGGUCGUCGACGACGAGGACUGUCUCGAACAAUUCGUCGUUUUUGCACACUAGUAAUUCGAUGUUGAAUCGUGAUAAGCCGCGUCAAGUGCCACCGCCAACUUUGCCAAAAUACACGUCGAGCUUUAACGCCGGUUGGAAUGGAAGCGGCACGACCGAACGGUUGAGCCGAGAUCGCGAAGUUGGAGGUAGUUACAGACUGGCGAGCCUCGACAGGCUUGCCCUUAGGCAGAGGAUACUUGAUGGGGAGAAAUCAAACGGCGACACCACGUCGAUACAGGCGAAGCGCGAGCUAUUUUUCAAAGGCGACAACGCCGGAAUAAUAUCGUCGCCAUCCGUGCCAUCGGUGCCGCCUCCGCAACCUCCGUCGCAGGCCCCGUCGUCGAUGAGCACGUCGUCGACGAGUACGUCGUCGACGACGACCACGACGAUCACGACGCUCGCCUCGCCCAACACAGCACCGCCAGCCUCCUCCACCGUGUACACGAGCGUCGCAUCGUCGGCGCCUGCUUCCAAGCCACGAUUACCUCCGUCCACGGUGAUCCUGAAUCAAAACGAUGCAUCGGAGGACAGCAAUAAACGGGAGUCGAACAGAAGCAACGAGAACAAGGAAACCGCUGUUCUUCAUCCACGACCAACGCCACAGACCAAGCCCAAAGAACUCGAUGGUUACGUGGGUUUCGCGAAUCUGCCUAACCAAGUCUAUAGAAAGGCCGUUAAGAAGGGAUUCGAUUUCACUCUGAUGGUCGUCGGUGAGUCGGGACUAGGAAAAUCCACUUUGAUCAAUUCCAUGUUCCUCGCUGAUAUAUACAGUGCUGAGUAUCCCGGUCCUAGCCUUAGGGUGAAGAAAACCGUAGCCGUAGAGACUAGCAAAGUAUUGUUAAAGGAGAACGGUGUAAAUCUCACGUUGACCGUCGUUGACACGCCCGGAUUUGGCGAUGCGGUCGACAACAGCAAUUGUUGGGUACCGGUGAUCGAAUAUAUCGAGUCAAAAUACGAGGAGUUCCUGAACGCCGAGUCUCGUGUAGUGAGACGGCAGAUACCAGACAGUCGAGUACAUUGUUGUCUCUACUUCGUCGCACCCUCCGGCCAUGGUUUGAAGCCGUUGGAUGUAGAGUUCAUGCAACGUCUUCACGACAAAGUUAACAUUAUACCUGUCAUCGCGAAGGCGGACACCAUGACGCCAGACGAAUGUGCUCAUUUUAAGAAACAGAUUUUGAACGAGAUAGCGCAACACAAGAUAAAAAUUUACGAGUUCCCGGAAGUGGAGGAAGAAGAAGAAAGUAAACUGCAUAAAGUUCUUAGAGAAAGAGUGCCGUUUGCGGUGGUGGGUGCAAACACCGUGGUCGAACAGGAUGGUAGGAAAGUUCGUGGAAGGAAGUAUCCUUGGGGAGUCGCAGAAGUGGAAAAUUUGGAACAUUGCGACUUCAUAGCACUCCGAAACAUGGUGAUUAGGACGCAUUUGCAAGAUUUGAAAGACGUGACAAAUAAUGUACAUUAUGAAAAUUUCCGAUGUCGCACGUUAGCCGGCGUUGGAGUGGAUGGAAAACCGACAAAAGUCUCCAAUAAUUUGUGCCCUCCAGGAGUGAUGAACAGUUUCAUGACAGUGUGGAAUCCGCUGGCUCAGUUGGAAGAAGAGAAAAGGGAACAUGAUAAUAAAAUGAAGAAAAUGGAGAUUGAUAUGGAGCAGGUGUUUGAAAUGAAAGUCAGAGAGAAGAAGCAAAAACUUAAGGACUCGGAAGCGGAUCUACAAAGAAGGCACGAACAAAUGAGACGCUCUUUGGAACAACAAGUGCGUGAAUUAGAGGAAAAGAGACGAGCAUUCGAGACUGAAAAAUUAGCAUGGGAACAACAGACUGGACACAGUAUCGAAGAAUUACGUAGACGCAGCCUGGAAGCUAAUUCGAAAGAGGCAGUCGACGGUAAGGAUAAGAAGAAUAAGAAGAAAGGACUAUUCUAAGUCGACUUCAGAAAGACAACGUGAAGAGUGAGCUUUUCUUAAAGUAAUCGAUAGUAAUUUUUCUUCAAAAAUAUCAUAUUGAUAAUACGAUUUCUUUAAGAGAAAUUGGAUAUAAAUUAAGAAAAAAAAAAAGUUUGACUUGAGAAAGAUUUAUCGAUAAAAUCUCCCGGUCUAUUCUGCAUCUGGCUUUUCAAAAUUUUCAUUUUUUCACGAUAAGAUAUUUUACGAUUUUUUACGUCUUAGAACAACGUUGCUCGUGCACAUUUCGAAAUCAGCAAAGAUAAGGCGUGGCUCGGGAGAUUCGUUAAUUGAUUAAAAGACAAGAUAGAAAUAUGUGUUGCUUAAAUCAUGCAGUUGACACGUGUACUGUGUAUACCAUUCGUAUAACGUUUAUACGACCGCCUCGGCAUUCUAAUAAUUCUUUUACGGGCAUAAACGUGUUAUGCUUUGAAGAGUGAAAAUGAAAGUGUUUGUUCUGUCGUGUUUGCCUGUGCUUCUUCGCGCUUCCUAUUAUUAACGCCCGACAAAAUCACACUUAGUACAAUUCGAUAAACAAUAAUUGUACAAAAUGUAGACAUAAUUUCAAAGGACGUAAUUUUCUUUAACAAAAGUGUUCAAAGGGAUGCCGAAAGAGAAACAAAAGAUGUUUGAUUUCUUUCGAUCAAUCUUCGUUUCUCACACUGAAUUAUUUAUGUAUAUUGUCUUUAACACUUUGAAUAUCACGAUUAUAUGUCAAUAUUUAUGUCGAUAUUUUAAAUACGAUAGUUAUGUUAAUAUAGGUGUAUAAUAUAAAAAUAUCAAGAAGUGUAAGAUCUUAAUGGCAAUUCAUGGAGAUUUAAGUGUCAAAACAAAAUGAUCGAACGAUAAUCGCUCUUGUAUCAUACAUUCUAUGUAUCAUACGUAACUGGAAGUGCAGAUUCGGUUGAACGUGAGUUUCUAAGUACUGUUGCACACCUAUUGUUUCUAGGCGGAGCGUAAAAAUAUCUUUCUCCAUGGAAGAAAAAAUCGAAACGUGCGAUACACUAUCGACCUAAUAAACGAACGAGGUCUCUGUAUCUAAAGCUAGCAAUAAGUUAUAUCGAUGUUUCUAUUACAUAAUCUAAAUUGUUACAGGAUAGCGCAUUUAUAUAAUUAUAAAGGGAUGAUGCUCACCCUAAGAAACAAAUUGUAUAAAUAAUUGUUUUACAUCAAUCAUAUUCUUCCUUUCAGUAUUCGCUUAAUGCGAGUAACAGCGUGCUGCUUUAUAACGUAACGAAUUAUCGAACACGAUGAAACUUAAACAUAAGGAAAGGACAACGUUAUUCGUCUUUUCACUCAACUCUCAACUCGCAUCAUUCUACGUCGGAUCGUUGAAUGUGAUUCUAAAUGAAGCAGUGGCCAUAUAUAUAUACAUAUAUAAAUAUAUAUUUAUGUAUAAAUGAAAUCGAGGAGAUCGUAAGGAUAAGUCGAAUUCGUGUAAAUUUAAGUUGUAUCGAUAACGAGACAAAUCGGGUAAGAUUAAAUUGUAUAAAAUAAAUCUAAGUGUAUGCUGGAUCGUCGUGAUUCGAGACAGUGCGUUAAUAUUUCAGUUCACUGCAAAAUCAAAGGAAAUAGAAAUUAUUGUGUUACGAGCUAAUUAAGUUUAUUAUCAAAGCGGAUGGUAAUCGAAUUGAUACGGAAUAUGUACGAGAAGAAUAACCGUGCCGUCUCGAACCCGUCCAAGUAUACGUUGGUAUAUGCAACAAGGAUGGGCAAACCGAUUUAACAAUAAGUUCCUUGAAUUCUUUACGUCGCAUAUACGGUCAGUUGUGUUUCUUUUGUUUUUCCUGUUAUCUAUAUCUUUUAUUAUCGGAUACUUUGCAGAGGAACGUUCUCGCCAGAUCAGAAUCUUCGCAAAAGAAAUCCAAAAGUUUGCCCAGUCUUGGAUUUGUAUUCUAAGCUAAUUGAAUUACUGGUGUGCCAAUACGAAGAGAAUAAGCAUUUUAUAAUAACGCUAGUACGUGAUUCUUCAGUUUUUGUAAAAUAAGAUUCGUGCGAUUUUCUCAUAACAGGCGGAGGAAAAAAGAAGUUUAAAAAAAAAAAAAAGGAUUUCGUCUCAAUUUAUUGGGAAAAACUACGUGUUACAUUCCUAUUUUGUACGGAUUUUUCUAGGUAAAAAGACUCGACUCGUCACCUUGGUCUUUUCUCGAUACCGACAAUCCAUUUAGAAGUUCAAAGCAAAUCGCUUCGAUCGCACGGAGAACGACGCCGAUAGUUUGAAAAGUUUAUUAGCAAAGAUAAUAAACGUAACGCUAAGGUAUAUUAGAAAGAUUUGUACUUUGGAACUACGUGGAAGCAGAUACUUUUCAAAAUAUCGAUGUGUCUGAAAGAAAAAAGAAAGAAAAGAAAAAAAAGAGGAAGAAAGAGCGCUUAGAGAUACAACCUUCUUCGAUGUUAGAAACAGCAAUGAAUCUAAAAGCGGACAUUUAACAAAUAACUGAAUGAUUUGCAAUUUCUGCACUGAAUAAUAUUAAGCUCAAUAGUAUAAAACGUCUGAACAGUACGAUAUUUUUAUCUAAACAGUAGUAAACAUACAUGACUCUCUCAAGAACGGAGGAUUUUCCUUUGUAUUCAGUUCUCUUCUAUUUUUUUGUGUAAAAGAAAAGAAAAAGAAAAAAAGAGGGAGAAAGGAAAUUAUUUAAGUGGACUCGUUGGAACUUGCACUUUUUUUUUUUUUUUUUUAUAAAAAUUCCAAUGAGGAAGACGUCGAAAUCCGAAGUACAAACGCACAUUCUACAGCGAAGAUCAACUUAAUGGAAACUAAGAUUUUUAAUACCAUACGAGAUUCAAAUUGCAAUGGAUAUUUUGUUGAAAAUUUUCGUAUCUAUCUCUUCGAAGAACAAGAAAACAAGUGGAAUAAUCGAGUACUUAAGUUUUUACUUUUCUGAGAAUGACGUUUCAGAAAGUUAUAAAGCGGAAGAUAAACUCCUUCGUGUUUCUAAGACCUAAGUAUAUCUCAAUGAUGAAUAAAAGCAAAAGACUUAUCUUAUCGCUAUUAAGGAUUUAUGCAUCUGCUUAGUUGACCAAAUAAAAGCUGUUUAUACAUUUCAAUGUUGUAUUACGCGUAGCUGUAAGAUAUAAAAAGUCGAUGAAACGGAAGUGUAUGAUUUACUGUAUGUUUACUCUAAUCAGCAAUGCUUAUAAUAUUUAAAUAGUUAAUCGUCAUAAAUCGCGUGAGUCAUCACGAUACACGAUCAUUACACAUAUUAUACGUAUACGCCAUACGCGAGGCACAACACAACAAUAAUAAAGGAAAAAAUAAAGCGAAAGUAGGUAAAACAAACGCGAAUUAUAUUUUG